AUGGCUACCGCAAUGGCAAAGCGCCUCGAAGGCAAGACUAUCGUCGUUACCGGCGCCUCAUCUGGCAUUGGAAAGAGCACUGCCAAGGAGUUCGCCCGUACAUCGCCCAAGAACCUGAAGUUGAUCAUCACCGCGCGCCGUAUCGAUACAUUGAAGGAGGUCGCCGCGGAGAUCAAGCAGGAAGUCGGCGAAGGUGUCAAAGUCCUCCCUGUGAAACUGGAUGUCAGCAACCCAGAGGAAGUCAAUAACUUUGUUUCCUCCCUGCCGGAGGAGUUCAGGGAGAUUGAUGUCCUUGUCAAUAAUGCUGGCUUGGUCAAGGGCGUUGCUCAGGCACCUGAGAUCGCGGCCGAGGAUAUCAAGGUCAUGUUUGAUACCAACGUUACCGGUCUCAUUAACAUGACCCAGGCUAUCCUACCCAUCUUUAAGAGGCGCUCUGAGGGUGGCCGUGGUGAUAUUAUUAACAUUGGCAGCAUCGCUGGUCGCGAGCCUUACGCUGGCGGUAGCAUCUACUGCGCCACCAAGGCUGCUGUCCGCUCCUUCACUGAUGCGAUGAGAAAGGAGCUCAUCGCCACGAGAAUCCGUGUUAUUGAGAUCGAUCCCGGUCAGGUUGAGACGGAGUUCUCUGUUGUCCGAUUCAAUGGAGACAAGGCCAAGGCUGAUGCUGUGUACAAGGGCGUCGAGCCGUUGACCGGUGACGACAUCGCCGAGAUUGUUGUCUUUGCCGCUGGUCGUCGUGAGAAUGUUGUGAUCGCCGAUACCCUGGUCUUCCCCAGCCACCAAGCUGCGGCUGGUGUCAUGCACCGCAAGUCAUAA
Molecule: messenger RNA, 813 nt
Organism: Penicillium griseofulvum
Lineage: Eukaryota; Fungi; Ascomycota; Eurotiomycetes; Eurotiales; Aspergillaceae
Product: SDR family oxidoreductase
Exons: 5
Coding region: 1-813 (270 amino acids)
Cellular component (GO): cytosol
Molecular function (GO): oxidoreductase activity
Source: RefSeq, a predicted model, not a curated record